Messenger RNA from Eucalyptus grandis, 1914 nucleotides. RefSeq names its product probable protein S-acyltransferase 14. The record is from RefSeq and is a predicted model, not a curated record. Gene Ontology annotation, biological process: protein targeting to membrane; peptidyl-L-cysteine S-palmitoylation. Gene Ontology annotation, molecular function: protein-cysteine S-palmitoyltransferase activity. The coding region runs from base 509 to 1432 and encodes 307 amino acids. Gene Ontology annotation, cellular component: Golgi apparatus; endoplasmic reticulum. Lineage: Eukaryota; Viridiplantae; Streptophyta; Magnoliopsida; Myrtales; Myrtaceae. The transcript is spliced from 7 exons.
CCUUCCCCAAAAGAAAAAGUCCACCAUUGACAAAGCGCCAAUCGAAGCUGCUGCCGCUCCGGACCUUCCUGGCACAGAAAAUCUCAAAAAACCCAUUUGACUCGAAUCUUCACUAACCUAUCUUUAAUCUCAAUGUGCAAACGGUUGAUCUGAUUCUGUAGCAGCAGUGUAGAAAAACGACAUUCCCCUGGUCUUUUUUCAAACUUGACAAGGGAAGUGCAAAUCCCAUUUCUCUCUUCUGCAGCUGGUGGCGUCUCUCUCUCUCUCUCUCUCUCUCUCUCUCUGUGCAAAAUCCCCACAUAAAGCCCACCCAAACUGAAGCACAGGAGAACCCAUCUGUUCUUUUCUUCUUUCCCUUUUCGCCAUUGUCGCUGCUUGUCCCUUCUUGGGUGUGUGGGUAGCUCGGUAGAGCUCGGAAGCUGAGGAAAGAAGGGAUCUUUUCUUCUGGGUUUCCCUCAAAUCUUGAUUUUUUUUGUUAUUUUCCAAUCUCGUGUGGGAGAGCGGUAGUAUGUACAGAUCCGGGGCGGUGAUGGCUUGGAACGUGUUCAAAUUCUGCACGGCGCUUCGGGGUCUCGGCUCGAUCAUGAUCUUGCUCGUCCUGGGGGUCGUCGGCGUCACCUACUACGCCGUCGUCUUGACCAAUUACGGUCCGAACUUGUACGAGGGCGGGGUCGACUCAUUCGUCGCUCUUGGUGUCUUGAUCUUGUUUCACUGUCUGCUCGUUAUGCUGCUCUGGAGUUACUUUUCAGUUGUGUUGACGGACCCUGGGGGCAUACCACCCAAUUGGAGGCCUUCUGUUGAUGAGGAGAGAGGAGAGAGUGACCCAUUGAAUGGUUUGGACUUCAGCAUUUUGCAGUCUGAUCCAUCUCACAGGAGAAUACGCUUUUGUCGGAAGUGCAACCAGCCAAAACCACCACGAUGCCAUCAUUGUUCUGUUUGUGGAAGGUGUGUACUGAAGAUGGAUCAUCACUGUGUGUGGGUGGUUAACUGUGUUGGCGCUUUAAAUUAUAAAUAUUUUCUGCUUUUCUUGUUCUAUACAUUUCUGGAGACAAGUGUGGUUACUCUAUCAUUACUCCCACACUUCAUCGCAUUCUUUAGUGAUGGAGAGAUACCUGGAACACCUGGAACACUUGCAACAACUUUUCUUGCAUUUGUCCUCAAUUUGGCUUUCGCAUUGAGCGUCCUGGGGUUCCUGGUCAUGCACAUUUCCUUGGUUUCUGCUAACACGACAACAAUAGAGGCAUAUGAAAAGAAGACCACGCCAAAAUGGCGUUACGACCUUGGACGGAGAAAGAAUUUUGAACAGGUAUUCGGGACAGAUAAACUCUACUGGUUCAUUCCAGCUUAUUCAGAAGAAGAUAUCAGGCGGAUGCCAGCACUUCAGGGUCUCGAAUAUCCCUCAAGGCCCGGUUUCGACAGCGAAGAGUUCUGAGGGGAACUUGCCGUGCGCUCUCAGAGAGGUUGACCUAUUGACCCGACAUACAUGGAGGCCCCUGCACUAACCGUUUGUUAUUCACUGAUGCACCUUACUCGGGGCUCUGGUACUGUGGCUCUCCUCCUCAUAGAAAUAGUUCUGCGAGAGAGAAAGAGAGAUGUGACAAGGUGAUCGCCAAUCUCCGAGUUCCAUUUCCAUGGUCUCGGGCUGAGAUGUAACAUAUGCUUCGUUUAACUUACGCAACUGUAAUGUCGGAUCUUGUGAACCUUUACCCUCGAUCAAUUUGACACAUUCAUCUUCGAAGUUGAAUGUACCUGUUGAUGUAGAUAAAGAGUUCACAUGUCCAAAAUUUGUAGAAAUCCCUUUUUCCCCCUUCUACUACCAUGUUAUUUUUCAGCUUCUUGUUCUUCCUGUCUUCCUAUUUGGAAAGAAUAAUGGCAAGAAAUUGGCCAGUUGAGAUGAUAUCGGGUUUUUGCAUA